GUACAUGUCAGUGUUGUUCUAGGCUCUCAUCCAUAGUACAAGCUAUAGACCUGAAACUUUGCAGUUAUGUAGUACCACAUAUGUACAACAAUCUACCAAAGUUUCAGCGAAUUUGCUUUUGGAGAAUGCGAGAACGGUGAAUUCUUAAAAUUGUUUCAGAACUUCUGGGACACCCUUUAUGUUUGAUCAAGAUGCGGCAGUUAUCAAUAUUCCAUAGUCGGAUCCAAUACUUCGCCUCGAUUAUAACGGCUGAUCGGAAAGUUUUUGCACAAGAUGUUUGUGCACUUUUGAUUCACUAGAAAGUAUUCUUAAUGAAUGAAAAGCUAUGAGUUAGCAUCAAAAUUUUGUACUCUUUCCGAAUAUGAACUUAGAAAUUUUGUGUCAGUUUCUGUUCGAGAGUAGUGAAACAAUCUUUGAAAGAACCAAAAAAUUGGUUUGGACGGAUCCUGUGGGUCACAGUUUCUAAUCAACAUAUUUAUUUGCUUUGACUAGCUUGAAAGUAUUUUAAGAUGAAUCAAAAUUAGGGAUCAGAAGCAAAAUUUUGCGCACAUUCUGAAUAUGGACCUACAAAUGUUGUAUCUGGUUUUGUUCGAGACUCAUGAGGAAAUCUUUGAAAGGCUUAAACAAUUAGUUUGGACUGCGAAUAAACAGAUUUUGCUAACGCAUACAAGUCCUUUUGGAAAGAUGCUAAAAAUUCUCGGAUUCGGUAGUAUUUUUCCAAGAGUCCGUUCCACGUCAAACGGUUUUUGCCAAAAAAACGAUUUUUCAAAAAUGACGAUUUAGGAAAAACGGAAAUUCAGAAGUCUUGUUCAAUGACAUAAAAAACUCAGAUAGCCUAUUUUGUAGCAUAGGUUUUGCUUUGCAAGCUGGCAUAAUAAUAAAGGUUCCAAGUUUUAGUUCCGGAUCGGGACAGCAAAAAGACAAAAAUGUGAGGAUUCCGUCCAAUCUAAUUUUUUGAGUCUUUCAAAGAUUAUUUAACUACUCUCGAACAGAAACUGACACAAAAAUUUCUAAGUUCAUAUUCGAAAAGAGUGCAAAAUUUUGGUCCUAACUCAUAGGUUUUCACUCACUGAGAAUACUUUCUAGUGAGUCAAAAGUGCACAAACAUCUUGUGCAAAAACUUUUCGAUCAGCCUUUACUACCGAUUAGACUGAAAUUCACAUAAUAGGUCAAUGAAUGAAUAGUUUCUCCGCAUUAAAAAUAAUUUCUGAUGAAAUGCUUGCAUAUGCAUAUUCUUUGAUCUUCGAAAGCUUAGCAUCAAUAUUCUCGAUGAUUUGAAUUAUUACUAAUACAAUAUUUCGCAUUUAUAAUAAUCAUCUAUUGCAUAAAGAUGUCAACAGUUUCAUAUAAAAAAUAAUAACCUUGAAUGAAUAAUUAUUUUGCUUGAGUCAUUAGGAUUUAUAUUUUUGACAACAAAUUUGUAUAGAAUUGACAUGAAACUGUUAUUUUCUUUCUAUUUGAUGAUAUUUUAAAGAUAUGUAUUUAAUGACAAAUGAGUUCUUUCUGUGGUGUUUUGUAAUGUUUGUUUCUUUGCUUUUCUUAUGCAACAUUCGCACGUCACAUUUGAUGAAUUUCAAAUUGGACGAAUAAAAAUCUCAAACAAUUAUUUACAAUCAACUUUUUUUGUUGAUGUCAAUAAUUAGAAAAAAUAAGAGCAAAUCAAUAUCUUAUUCGUUGUAUUCUGCUUAAAAUAUAUCAUGAUAGAUGUUUGAGAAAAAGUGAAAUCUGACACUUAAAAAUUUUCAUAUCAAUCAUGAAUCGGUUUCUUUUGUCGAUAUGAAGAAAAUAUCAGUAUAUUUUAAGUAGUUAAAAUAUUGGUCAUCAGAGACAUAUACAUUCAUAUUGUCUAAGCUAGACAUGUUUUUUAAUAUUCGUUUGAUCUAAAAUAAUUUCUUCAUGAGUUUUUCUUUUACAUACGAAGCACAACAUAUUCUUCUUUAGUAAUUUCAUUUCAAGUUCGUUUUUUUCCUAUGAUUACAUUUUAUCAUGAAUCAUGGAGCCAAAAAAAGAAUUCUUUCGUCAUUUGUUGAAGUGUCUGAUAUACUUUAACCUUUGACAAGCCUUACAUCACCUGUAAGAAAUACGGACAGCAUAGAAGGAAACUGCCGAAAAACAAAAUUCAAUAAAAAAAGUCAAUAGGGGAAACUGAUGACAGAAGUCAAACAUUUGUCCUUUCAUAAGUGGAAAAUACCUAGAAUUUGUUUAUUUAUAUUUUUUGUGUUUUAUUAAUAUUGGAAAAAAACGGAGACAUUCGUGUAGAAGAAUUAUUUUACAAACUGUACAAAAAAUUAUUUAAUUAUAUUGUGAGAAAAAAAAAACGAAAUAAAUUUAAGAGUAAAUCAAUGUUCCUGAAAAAUAUUUAACCAAAUCGUUCUUUGUUAUUUUUGAGUCAAAAUUUAAUAAUAAGAAUUUCAAUGAUUGUGUUUUUAUUUUUCAUGUUUAUUUUAUGUCUGUUGAUGGUGCAAUAGUUAGUAGCGAUUAAAAACAAUAUCAAACGAGGCAAAUUACAAAAGAGAGAAAUUCUUAUGAGAAAAAAUUUUGUAAAUGAAAUUAUGGCAGAUGAUAAACUAUCGAAUCAGCAUGCAUUUUAAUGUGUCAUGGAGGAUAUCAUGAGUCAAAUUUUUUAUGCCAAACAGGGAGAGAGAUAUAGAGAAAAUAAAGGGUUACUAAACAGUCAGAGUAGACUCAUAUAAUGACGGCAUGAUAACAAAUCAGAAAUAAAAUUCAUGAGUCAAUCUAUAUACCCUUAUUAUCAACAUAUCUAGCUAUCGAUUACGAGAAUAGUUAGCUGUAGUAUCUAUAGAUUACGAAAUAAACGAUAUUAUUUUUACAGGGCACGAAAAAAGAAACAGAACAAAAAAAGAAAAAAGAACCUAAUGUAUAAACAAAAUACCUGUCACAGUUUUGCUUAACAUCUUUCUUCUUUGAAUAAAAAGGAAAAAACAACAAAUAGGGUCGUUAUUCUUUCUAUAAAUAAGCUGUCGGUUUUACAGUAUAAGAAUCCUCAACAAAAAGAAACCAUUCAUACAACACUAUGAUCUGCACUGCUUUCUGUUUCUAAUCGUCGUGUGUCAUCGUAUUCAGCUUUUGUGGCAUCAACGAAUUUUCACACGACAUUUCUUACGUAAUAUUGAAUCAAGUCAAAAGCAAUCAGUAGGUUUUUCUACCUUAUGUUUGUUUUUUCCGAUAAACGAUGUUUUCGUCAUCUAUCUUGCAGUGUACUGUAUUUCACCGCAAAACCAAACAACACCAGAAAAAUGUCUAUCUAAUCCUUGGCAUGGAAAAGGUUUUUGUGAACCUAAUCAAUACAAAGCAGCUAUUGAUCGCUGUGAAGAUGGACAUAAAUCAUGUGACUUAGGCAUUGAAAUUUAUAAAGAUCUUGUUAAAGUUCUUGAACUUUGUUCCCAAUCUUUACGUACAUGGUCAUCGAGAAGUCAACAGAAAGUUGCUCAAUCUAAAGAAUUUGGUACUACAAGAACAGCAUGGUUCGAGUCUAUACAAGCAAUAGAAAAAUUAGCUGAAAGAAAUGAAGAUAUAACUACAAAUAUUCAGCAAAAUGUUAUUGAUAAAAUGACUGCUUAUAAAAAAUCAAAAUAUGAAAAAUCAUUUCUUCAUGUGAAAAAAGUUAAAGAAUUUGAAAAAGAAUUUAAAAAAGCACAAAAACAAUGGUUGGAAUUAUUAGAUAAAAUUAAUGAAGCAAAACAAGAAUUUCAUUAUGCAAGUCGAAAAUUACAUAGAGCUAAACGAGCAGAAAAUGCUAUUACAACAGAUUUAGGUAAGACUGACGAAGAAAAGAAAACAGUAAAAGAUAGUGUUGAUCAUUAUGAACUUGAAACAGAAUCAUGUAGAAAAAAAUAUUCUAAAUUAAUUAAAGACAUGGAAGUACAACAACCAACUUAUGAACAAGAAAUGUUUAAAAUACUAGCACGUACAGAUGAUUUUGAGCGAGAUCGUUUAAAUCAAUUAAAACUGAUGUUCAAUGCUCUUCAAGAAGCUAUAUCAAUUGAAAAGGAUACACGUCAUACAGAAAUGUCUGUCUUAUUUAAAAAAGCAAUGGCCAAACAAGAUAUCAAUAACGAUAUUGAAUUUUUUAAUAAACAUUAUGGCCGUGAAACAAAAACCAAAUGGCCUGUCUUUGAAGAUGUACAUGAAUAA
Rotaria sp. Silwood2 is the source of this 4155-nucleotide messenger RNA. Lineage: Eukaryota; Metazoa; Rotifera; Eurotatoria; Philodinida; Philodinidae. The record is from the annotation of a GenBank genome assembly.